UCACUUUCACCACACCCUGUUCCCGCACACUCAUUCGACGAGCUAUUUGAUGCGAAAGAAGCGACACGAAGUUCCUGGAAGGAAACUAGAUAUAAAAGACACGCGUGACCAUGAGCAAGAAGAUCUACCUUUGCAGGCACGCACAGGCCGAGCACAAUGUUGCAGAUGAUUAUUCUAUUCCUGAUGCGCCUCUGACCGCGCUGGGCAAAUCGCAAGCAGCGGCACUCGCGCAGGACGCACGUUUGAACGGCAUCCGCGACGAGAUCCAGUUGGUCGUCUCCAGCGCGCUAAAGCGUACGCUCCAGACCACCAAGAUGGGCUGGCCGCAGACGGUGGCACAUACUGGUGGUUUGGGCAAGGUCAUCUGCCUCCCGCAGCUGCAGGAGUGUAACGCCUACCCCUGCGACACAGGCUCGCCUCGCGAGGUGCUCGAGCAGGACGUGGAGCUUGCCGGGUUUGACUUCCCCCUCCUCACGCCAGACUGGAACUCCAAACAGGGGAUCUAUGCAGCGGAUCCUUCGAGUCUCAACGCGCGUGCGCGAUGGGUUCGCCAGUGGCUACGCGCACGACCGGAGAGCGUGAUUGUGUGCAUCGCGCAUGGCGACAUCCUCCGGCGCAUCACGGGCAGGCAAUAUUCCUGGAAGAACGCCGAGGUGCAGCUGUGGACGUUCGAUGAAAGUGAAGGUGCCGCUGCUGCUGCUGAAGAAGCGCCGGUCCGCCUUGUGGAGUACAUCACUGCGGAAGGCAGGGCCGAGUCAAUCAGCUCGGACGCGGCCGCCUCCGCGUCGAAUGGCGGAGCAGCGGCAGAGGCAGAGACAGGCGCCAGCGGCGUAUCGCUUCCCAACCUUGCAUCCUCUGGUAGCUUCGACUUGAGCAAAGAACUUGACUCGGCCGCAAAGAAGGCCCUCGCGGAGAUAGAGGAGCGCGUCAAAGCCAAAGCAGACGUGGUACAGAGCAAGGCGAACGAGCUGCAGGCUCUUGAAGCACGCUUGGCGGCGGCGGAAAAGAGGAAAGCUGAGCUCGAGGCCAAAGGAAUCAAGGUCUGACUCCGCCGCAUAGCACACACAAGUACAUUUACAGAAACAUUCAUAUAUCAACACAACUCACCAUCA
This is a messenger RNA of Tilletiaria anomala UBC 951, 1112 nucleotides long. RefSeq names its product phosphoglycerate mutase-like protein. Gene Ontology annotation, cellular component: cytoplasm. The record is from RefSeq and is a predicted model, not a curated record. Gene Ontology annotation, molecular function: phosphatase activity. The transcript has 5 exons. Lineage: Eukaryota; Fungi; Basidiomycota; Exobasidiomycetes; Georgefischeriales; Tilletiariaceae. The coding region runs from base 111 to 1046 and encodes 311 amino acids.